CUAGAAAGAAAUACUUAUACGUCAUUUAGAAAUUCCCUGGAGUAGUUAAGUUAUAUUCCUUUUCUUCCGUAAGCAUCCGUUGGUCCUUGUUCUUCCUUUCGGAAAUUUUCAUCUCACCCAAUUCACCACAUUUAAGAACAAAAAUCUGAUUAUCAAGGAAGAGCUUACCAGAAGACGUUAUCAAGGUGUCACACUUAUCUAAGUAUUUUGAGUUCAGCUUCUUACAAGGUAAGGCCAAUGCCUAGGAAGAUGAUGAGGGAGUGGAACGCGUGCCAAGAUGAGUUAACGGGAACGACCUUGGCAGCUUGUUGCUAGAUAUUAUUUUGCUUCAGUAUUUAGGUGUUAUAAUAAAGAGAUUAUUAUUAUUUUAUUUUAUUUAAGGAUUUGAUGUUUGAAUAAAUUCCUGGAUCCAGGUUGUUAUCACACUUGCUAGUGAUAACUAUAUUUUAUUAAAUUUUUAUUUGGAGUUGUUUUAGUUACUUUUGAGAUUUUAUCAGAGUUAUUUUCUUAAAUAGACGGCUGUUAUGUUGCAGUUAUUUUUAAGAGUAGUAAGUCAGUGUAACGUUCUCUUUAACCCUGAGAGGGGCGUUACAUAUUCGUACAUAUCAUUUAUUCGUAUCUACAAAGGGACGCAUAUGGAUUUAACCAAAAUCAAAAUAAUUGAAAAGGGGUCAAAAUCAUAUAACAAUAACAUCAGCUGAUCUAUUUAAGUUAAGAUAACAAAACCAGGUAAAAAUUUAAAAACGCCCCUUUCAGUUUUAACAAAUACGGGAAUGUGAGAAUUUAAAAUAUGUUCUUAAUCCAAAGCACUUGAAUGUGAUUUUACGCAAUUUAAAAAGUUUAAUUUACCAUGGAAUCGACUGAUUUUAGGCGUAGAAGGAGAAUGAAUGUUUACCUGAUCGAGUGGAUGCAGGUAGUGUUGGGAAUAACAGGAUCGUGCUAAUAUGAGAGAAAAACACUUCUAUUACUUUCAAGAAUAGAAAGAAGAGACAUAUAAGCUCUAACUAAAAACUCUCAAAAACAACACCUCACAUAUCUCUCAAGGAUAUUCACAACUCUUCUUGGUUGUGCUAUGAUGAUCUAUUCUAAUUUACUUGAUGAUAUAAAGACUCUCCAAGCUCUCUAUUUAUAGCACCAAAACUAGGUACUAGGAAGGUGGAAGGAAGAUGUGUUGAAGCUAGGAGGAAGCUUCAAUGGAGGUGUGGGGAAGGUGGUUCUUUGGUGUGAAGAAACUUCCCUUGUCAUUCUUGCACAUGGGGGAAGUUACAUGGAAACUAGAAAUUGGAUUCUUCAAUUGGCUUCUAUUUGGAUAUGUCCUCAAAAUUGAAUUCUUCAAUUCUCCCCUUCCAGGCAUAUUCAAAACAAGCAUCCCAACUAUGUCUCUGCAUAGCUCUAGCUUAUCUCGUGUCACCACCUUCGUCAGCAUGUCUGAUGGAUUCUCCUUAGUGUUGAUCUUCACUAGUCUCAACAGUUGUUGAUCAAUCGUCUCCCGUAUCCAGUGAUAUCGAACACCAAUAUGCUUUGUACGAGAAUGGUACAUGGAGUUCUUGCUCAAGUCUAGAGCACUCUGACUGUCACAAUGUACCUUGUACUCUUUCUGUUGGAUCCCAAGUUCUUGGAGAAAGCGCUUUAGCCACAACAUUUCCUUACCUGCUUCAGCGGCAACAAUGUAUUCUGCUUCUGUUGUAGAUAAAGCGACACACUUCUGCAAUCUUGAUUGCCAAGAAACAGCUCCUCCUGCAAAAGUGUAAAUAUAUCCUGAAGUGGACAUUCUACUAUCAGUAUCUCCGGCCAUAUCAGCAUCUGUGUAGCCUUCCAAGACAGGAUCAGCUCCUCCGUAACAAAGACAUAACUUCGUGGUACCUUUCAAGUACCUGAGAAUCCAUUUGACUGCCUCUCAAUGCUCCUUCCCGGGGUUAGAGAGAAAAUGGCUCACUGUACCCACUGCCUGUGCGAUGUCUGGCCUUGUGCAUACCAUGGCGUACAUCAAACUCCCAACUGCUGAAGAAUAUGGAACUGCUGACAUCUCCCCGAUCUCUUCCUUGGCGGCGCGUACGGCAGCUUCCGGUGGCCAAAAAAAUCCCCAAAAAUACCAGUUUUCUCGUCUCGACGAGACGAAUCCAACGGUAUAUUCAGAUUGCAAUUCCAAGCAAUACUGAAAAACUCGAUUUUUUCAGGCAGUAGAAUUUUGUCUGGAAAAAAUCUGGGAAAAAUAUCAAAAGCUCAACCAGGCUGUGAUACCACUUGUUGGGAAUAACAGGAUCGUGCUAAUAUGAGAGAAAAACACUUCUAUUACUUUCAAGAAUAGAAAGAAGAGACAUACAAGCUCUAACUAAAAACACUAAAAAACAACACCUCACAUAUCUCUCAAGGAUAUUCACAACUCUUCUUGGUUGUGCUAUGAUGAUCUAUUCUAAUUUACUUGAUGAUAGAAAGACUCUCCAAGCUCUCUAUUUAUAGCACCAAAACUAGGUACUAGGAAGGUGGAAGGAAGGUGUGUUGAAGCUAGGAUGAAGCUUCAAUGGAGGUGUGAGGAAGGUGGUUCUUUGGUGUGAAGAAACUUCCCUUGUCAUUCUUGCACAUGGGGGAAGUUACAUGGAAACUAGAAAUUGGAUUCUUCAAUUGGCUUGUACUUGGAUAUGUCAGGAAAAUUGAAUUCUUCAGGCAGGGCUGAACACAGAGAUCCUUCGAAGAGAAUAGCACGCUAGAGUAGAAGUUUAAUCGUUAGGAAUGAACAAUUGAAAGGCGGCUUAAAUUAUCGAUCAAAGAAGAGGCGCCUUAAACUAUCGAUCGAAGAAGAAGAGUUCAGAGCGGAACGCCUUUUAAUCGUUAGGGCUGGAGGAUGUUUGGCGUAAAAGGAAUAUAUGUUUUAUCUUUUUAAUGACUGGGCCAUCUCCACCGUUUAACAAAUCUGAUGGCUCAUAUUGUCUUGGCCGGAUGAGAAAGUGGUGUGGACGGAUGUAUGAGAAAAGCACUUAUAUAUGUUACUUAGAGGGAGAGUUGUAAAAUAAUUUGCAUGCUUUUUAUAAACACUACAACGACUUUGCGUGAAAAGAAAAAAUACACAUCUAGAUAAACAAUACAAUCUAUUUUACAAAGUGAUUGAUUCUUAAAUUUUGUACGCAAUCAUUUCAAAUGCAAAACUUAAAUUUGUAAACUAACAAACAAACCCUUAAGUAAGCUUGAUCACCAACAUACUAAUUAAUCCGUAUUAAACAAACUUGGUUUAUUAGUUCUUGACUCAAAAGUCAAAAUUUCACGAUCAAUGUCCGGUGUAAAACAAAGGGGAUGAAGGGCAAUUAAGUUACGACUUCCACCGUAUAAAUAAACUUUUCUUUUGAAAGCAUAAAUAAACUAGAUCAGUAAAACAAAGGGGUGAAGGGUAAUUAGAUUUUGUUUUUGAAAGAUAAUUAGAAUUUUUAUAAACUACGUAGAACAUUAUUAGUGUUCCAAAGUGGAAGAAUAUAUACUAGGGUUUAACCUUGUCUUUCUCUUUCAUAUCUGGAAUUUGAAAACUAUGCACUCGUGAAAAUUAUCAAAUUUGGGGAAUUCAAUUUCAUGUCUACCUGUUGAGAUCUUCUAAGCUUCAGCUACUCGGUGAGCAUAUGGACAAUUAUGCAUUUGAUUCAACGAUUUGCUUGUGCAAUAUAUUUAUGCAUGGCCCUGAUGUUAUUAGUCAGAGGUAGUGUCCCUAUUGAAGUUUGUCUUUGAGAUGUCUGCUCGAGGUAAUAAUGGUACUCAGGCUGGGCAGGUAGGUCAUACUUCUGGACCCGCACAACACUUGCCACCUCCUCCUCCCCCUCCUCCUAUACACCCUCCACCACCACCUCCUCCUCCUUUUCCCCAGAAUGCCCUUUCUGCUCCAACAGGACCUUUAAUGCAGAGUAGUCUUCAACUACUUGAAUCAUCAGCAGUUCAUCCCAACCCGCUUGUAUAUCAGCAUAUCCACAGUGGUGCAACUCGGAAUUUCCGACCUCAACAACUUCCAACUAGUGGAAACCAUUCCAGUCAAUCUUGUUUGAUACCCAAUGUGCCUCCCCUCCCUCCACCUGUCCAACUCCAUCAAAGUUCUAUCAUGUCCAACUCCUAUCAAACUUCCUUAUGGAGUUCACAGUGGACUCCAAAUGUGCAUCAUAAUCUGCCUGCAAGUGCUCCAAGAGCUCCUAGAGUGUUUCCCCAACCACCCCCACCUCAAAUACAAAUAGAAACACCAACACAAUAUGGAGGUUCAGGCCAGAUGUUGUUACCAGUACCUGGUAACGGUCAGGCAGUCCAACAUGCAGCACUGUCUGACCUUAAGAGCACUGUUUUUUCACCAUCACCACUUAGGACAUCAAGUGGUCCACUUCCUCCUCCACCCCCAUCUUUUCCUGCAGAAGCCCCACCGAUUCCAGAAUCUAUUUCACCCACUACUUUUCCUGCCACUUCAAAUUCAGCACCUAUGGAGAAGUAUUGUAGUUUGCCCAAUAAGUUAGAAAGAAGUUCCGGCACGUCUACAAGUAUUGUUAUUGAUGGAAUAGCCUCUGCCUCAGAAAGUUAUAGCUUAUCUUCAGUUUGUAUGAAUGAAGGCCCCCAAGAAGAAGCGGAAGGAACCAGACACACAGUACAUUUGUCAGUAAGUGAGAAUCUAAUAUUGGAUUUUGCUACUUCGUCCCCUAAGCAUCUUGAUAGAGAAACACUACAAAACUGUGAUGUUUUGGAUGUUCAUGCUUCUUCCCCUAAGCCCCCCAAUGGGGAAAUGUCUAACAAAAGUGAUGAUCAUGGAGAUUACAACACAUCAAGGGGGGUAUCAGAAAUGUGCUCUUCGCUCCAAUCCAUUGACUCAGUAGAUGCUGGUGUGUCCUAUUCCCCUACCAAUUCUGAUAUGGAAAUGGAAGAUGAUAUCACACAUCCAGAUGAGGAACAUAAUGUUUACUCAUUUUGCACUCCAUAUCAGGAGUGUAUUUCUCUACAAAAUAAACUUUUCGUCGAGGAGAAGUUCCAAAAAGAAGCAAGCACAGCUGAAUGUGGCUUAGCAGGAGACACAGAUGAAGACCGACAAGCCAAGGCGUCAUCUCCUAGACUCGAUGAGUCGGUUACUAGUUCAAUUAGAAGUGCUGCAGAAAUACAAGAAUCUUCUUUACAUGAAUGUUUGGGCAAAGCUAAUCCCGUGUUGGGUUUGGGAAUAUGUACUACUCAGCUUGCUGAUGGCCCUGGUCCAUUUAGUCUUAUCCAAGGCUAUUCAUCUGAUGACUGUUUAGACAAUGAUAAUAAUGAUGAGUUCCAGAUUGAAGUGAAAACCAUAGUGAAUUAUGAUGCUGGUAAAUCACCCGAGUGUCCUGCAUCACGAAGAGUGGUUAGUGAAACUGAUACAACAUGCAACUUUUUAGGGCAUGGUGAAGAGAAUCCUCCAAGAGAUUCUGACACAAAUACCACUUUAGAUAUUCUUGAUUUCCUAAGGGAGGAGGAUGUGAAAAAAACAUCUGCUUUGGUGAAGAUUGAUGAGUUUGGUAGACUAGCCAGAGAAGGGAAAAGUGACAGUGACUCUGGGAGGGAUUCACCGCGUUACGGAAGGACUCGAGGUAAAAGAGAAAAGAGCCAGAGUCAAAUCUGUUCUCCAUAUAAAAGGAGGCGGAGUCCAAGGCGGAGUCCAAGGCGGAGUCCAAGGCGGAGCCCAAGGCGGAGUCCAAGGCGGAGCCCAAGGCGGAGUCCAAGGCGGAGCCCAAGGUGGAGUCCAAGGCGAAGUAAGGAUAGGCGCAGAUCGUCUAGGAGUGUAUCUCCAAAGAGACGCAGAAGUAGGAGCAAGUCCCCUUUUAGGCAUGAAUUUUGCAGUAAUGAUAAAAUGAGAAGGGGAAAACUUCACCUUUCCGAAUGCUUGGACUUCAAGAGAGGCAAAUGCAACCGUGGAGCUUCAUGUCGGUAUUCCCACCAUAGUUCUGAUAAUAAAAGCGACAGAUCUCAAUCUUACUGGAGUAGGGAGCAGCAUCAGCUCCACUUACCUAGUUCAAGGAAUUGUGGCUUAUUACAUGAAGAGGCUGAAAGUGCUCUAGUUAAGAAAACUGUUGACGAGAAUGAUAGUAAUAAUAAAACCAAAACCCAAGAGUUGAGUAUUGUUCAUGAAACUCACAAUGUUGGAGAAAAAGGGGAAACAGAAUCAGAACCUACAUCUCACCUGCAUGGAAAAGCAAGUCACGGAAGCCCUGUAGUUGACGGUAAACGUGAGAUGCAUCUUGCAGCUGCUGGUGUUACCUCAUCAUCAUUUGAAACUACAAACGAAAAUUGUGAUCAGACUCGCCAAGGUGUUGUUUGUAAACCUACUAAUGUAAUAGCUGAUCCUGCAAUCUCCAAACCAUCAAAUCUCGAAGCAUUAACAUCAACCCCAUUCCAGCACCUUCAGUUUCCCGAUAAUAAAGAAUUAUUAUCUUCUCCAAGUUUACCACAGCCACCAUCCCACCAUUCCUUUUCUGCAUUUUCCUAUGCUCCAACUACAGUAUCUGCACAACCACUCUUCAACACAGCAUGUGUUCAAAAUUUCCCCCCUUACCAGCCUCCAUUGCGUCUUCCACAGUCUCAUUUUCGUGCACCUUUUAACAAUUCUUGGAAUUCGCACCUGCCAGCUAAACCACCACCAAAUUCAUCAUAUCCUGUUGUUCAUAAUGCAGUUGGGAACAGUGCUCUUCGACCAUAUGGUGCAACUCCAUCACAGUUUCAACAGAGUAUGCCGCUGCAAGGGAAUGGCUUUAUUAUUCCUCACAAUUCUGUAUUGCCGAGUAGUUCUCAGGUUGGCCAACUUCCGGCAUAUGGGCAUACUUGGCCAAGCAAGAAUGUUGGUGAUACUCUACCUCAUGGUGAACUUCCUAUUCCAUCUUCCAAGAGUUAUCCUUACAUGCAACAGCUCCCCUGUGGUCUCCCCAAUCACACUGGGGCUGCUAACGCAUCAGUAUACUCUUCUGAUGUUCUUCUAGACAGGAACCAGAAACCCAGUUUGCCUGAUUUUGGUGGAUCUAGAUUAUCAAGUUACUUCAAUCCUUAUGCGUCUAACUUUGAGCAGCCACUAGCCUCUAAGAUCAGGUCAAAUGCUCCCAUAGAAGGAAAGGAAAUUCUUUCUAGUGACAGAAAUGGUGCUCCUUUUAGUCUGAACAAUGUACGAGCUGAUGGACAUCCAGCGGAAAGCCUUGGAUUACAAAAUACUCUACCAAACUCUGCCCCAUAUGAUCCACUAUUUGACAGCAUUGAGCCAUCUACAAAUUCAUUGCAAAAACCUGGUCCUGUCCAAAAUAGCGAAACAACUUUGGACUCAAAUGUCAUGAAAAAGCCUAGCAGAUGGAGCAAAAAUGCAUUGGAUGUUGAAGAAAACAACACACAUAAAGGUGAUGGAGCUAGUGGUAUUGCUGAUGCAUCAGCAGGCAAUGAUGAAUGUGGCGAGACAGCAGAUGGGGAAGUCGGGGCAGUUGAAAACAUAAGUCCAAGUGAUUCAAACGAUGUAGCAGACAUGGUCGAUGGAGAAAUAGAGAUUGAUAAUGUUGAAACAAGUAAAAAGAGCAAGGACUCCAGAGCUAUCAAACUUUUCAAGAAAGCAAUAGCUGAUUUUGUGAAGGAGCUUUUAAAACCAUCGUGGCGUCAAGGCAAUAUGAGCAAGGAGGUUUUCAAGACCAUUGUCAAGAAAACUGUUGAGAAGGUGUCCGGAGCCAUGAAGAAUCGUAAAAUGCCGAAGUCUCAGGAAAAGAUUGACCACUAUGUUGACUCUUCACAAAAGAAAUUGACGCAGCUGGUGAUGGGCUAUGUUGAUAAAUAUGUGAAAGCAUGAAUACCAACCGUUGUGACAUUCACAGUUGAACAGUUGAGGAUAUUGAAAAUGUUGCCUGCAGCUGUUCUACCCGGCUAUUUAAAAAAGAAUAUGAUAUUUCACCUUUGAAAAUAUAGCUGGCACUUGUGUCUUGGCUUUCUAUUGAUAACGGUACACUGGCAAGCAAACCUAUGUGUGGCAGCGAUGAGAGGGUGAAGUUAUUAUGUCUUAUAUACAGAUGUUGUUGGGAGUAAAUAGAAUGCAAGUGUUGUGGUAGACUGGUAGUGUUGUGUAUUGAGCUAGUGUUUCACGAUUUGCGGCACAAGAUAAUGGGUCCACCUUUUUCACGGCUACAUAUAUAGGACCCAAAAUAUCUUGCACCAUUUGUAUGUAAUUUGCUACUUGAUUUUUAAUGUAUUUGUGUCUUCUUAAAUCAAUGUUUCAGAAUACGUAUAUGUACAUAAUCUUUAAUUGGCUUUUGAUCGUCUUGUCAACCUGUAUGUGUUGAGUUUUUUUUCCCGUGACAGCCUCACCUUCAAACACUGGUAGUUGAUUUGUUUGGUAUGAUAGUAAUUAAUGGUGUUACGUGCACAUUG
Messenger RNA from Cuscuta epithymum, 8361 nucleotides. NCBI's taxonomy places the organism in Eukaryota, Viridiplantae, Streptophyta, Magnoliopsida, Solanales, Convolvulaceae. The record is from the annotation of a GenBank genome assembly.